Molecule: messenger RNA, 1167 nt
Organism: Apodemus sylvaticus (European woodmouse)
Lineage: Eukaryota; Metazoa; Chordata; Mammalia; Rodentia; Muridae
Product: zinc finger protein 431-like
Exons: 3
Coding region: 1-1167 (388 amino acids)
Biological process (GO): negative regulation of transcription by RNA polymerase II
Molecular function (GO): DNA-binding transcription repressor activity, RNA polymerase II-specific
Source: RefSeq, a predicted model, not a curated record
AUGAUGGAAACCUACCUGAAUCUCAAAAGUAUAGGAUAUAAUAAAGACCAUCAUCUUGAAGAACAUUGCCAAAGUAGAAGAAGACAUGAAAGACUGAGUAAUCUUCAAUGUCAUAAAAGAACAUAUAGUGGAGAGAAACCUUAUAAAUGUAGUCAAUGUGGUAAAGCCUUUGCAAGACUUUGUUAUCUCCAGUCUCAUAAAAUAAUACAUACCGGAGAGAAACCUUACAAAUGUAGUCAAUGUGGAAAAUCCUUUGCACAGCACAGUACUUUACAAUAUCAUAAAAGGACACAUACUGGAGAGAAACCUUAUGAAUGCAAUGAAUGUGGUAAAGCUUUUGGAAGACCCAGUCAUCUCCAAAGACAUAAAAUGACACAUAAUGGCGAGAAACCUUUUGAAUGUAAUCAAUGUGGUAAAACCUUUGCAAUACUGAGUAAUCUCCAAUGUCAUAAAAGAAUACAUACUGGAGAGAAACCGUAUAAAUGUAGUCAAUGUGGUAAAACCUUUGCACACCAAAGUACUUUCCAAUAUCAUAAAAGAACACAUACUGGAGAGAAACCUUAUGAAUGCAAUCAAUGUGGUAAAUCUUUUGCACAGCACAGUACUCUCCAGCAUCAUAAAAGAACACAUACUGGAGAGAAACCUUAUGAAUGCAAUCAAUGUGGUAAAGCUUUUGCACAGCACAAUACUCUCCAGUAUCAUAAAAGAACACAUACUGGAGAGAAACCUUAUGAAUGCAAUCAAUGUGGUAAAGCUUUUGCACAGCACAGUCAUCUCCAAUAUCAUAAAAGAACACAUACUGGAGAGAAACCUUAUGAAUGCAAUCAAUGUGGUAAAUCUUUUGCACAGCACAGUACUCUCCAGUAUCAUAAAAGAACACAUACUGGAGAGAAACCUUAUGAAUGCAAUCAAUGCGGUAAAGCUUUUGCACAGCACAGUACUCUCCAGUAUCAUAAAAGAACACAUACUGGAGAGAAACCUUAUAAAUGUAAUCAAUGUGGUAAAGCCUUUUCAUUUCAGAGUAGUCUCCAGAGACAUAAAAGAAUACAUGCUGGAGAGAAAACUUAUGAAUGUAAUCAAUGUGGUAAAGCAUUUUCAUAUCACAGUGAUCUCAAAAGACAUAAAAUGACACAUACUGGAGAGAAACCUUAUGAAUGUAAUCAAUGA